Messenger RNA from Penicillium brasilianum, 3007 nucleotides. NCBI's taxonomy places the organism in Eukaryota, Fungi, Ascomycota, Eurotiomycetes, Eurotiales, Aspergillaceae. The record is from the annotation of a GenBank genome assembly.
CCCCCCCGAUCGUCAUCCCGAAGAUCACCUAUCAUCAUGAUCUUCAACCCGGGUGAGCCAUCCCUCUCCCGGUAAGUCACUAACUACCAAUUAGUCGUAGUUUCAUGCCCUCCCGAGUCCCGACACCUGUUCAAACACCCACACAACCCUGCCCGUGCAGCGGGGCUGUGCAAUGAAUCAAGGGAUGACAUGCACAUUCCAAGGGUGUCUCAUCACGGUAAUGAACGGCCCCCGUUGAAAAGAUCGCUUAACCGAUUUUGCACGUACAUUUUUCACCCUUGAUUGACCGCGUGGUGAAUCCCGGCUCGGGGCGAGAAGCCCACGACAAGUGCAAAAGUGGAGGAAAAUAGUACCGAGGGAGGAGGGGAGGGCAAAUUCAAAGACGAGCGUGGGUGGUUUAUCGUUUAAUUCGUGCGUUGGUCCAGCCAUUGUCAUGCACCUCGUUUCUUUUAGGGGCGGGUGCCACGGCCUCGGGCUUUCUGCAUUUAAUCUUGGGCCUUUCCUGGUGGGCAAGGAUUUUACUUUUGUGACACUAAGCCUCUUCCUCUUCUUCUUGUCUUGCUCCUUCUUCCUUUUCGUCGAGGGUUUGACAUUUGUAAGUGCUUCAAAAGGUAUACGUGCGUUCGUAUACUUCACUACCACCCACCGUGUUGUACUGUACCACGGUUCGCCGCUCUACGUUGAUCUAUAGCGUAUAGCUUAUAUCCUUCCUCAAUACCCACUUAAUACGACAAAGCCUCAGCUGGUCUGGAACACUUUACCCCCCUCUCUCAGCCACACCAUGGAGGAUCCCCAACUGAACUGGACCGACCCGACCGACGUGCUACAAGGCAUCAUGGCCGGUCAAGACGGUCCCAAUUCACAUCCAGACCUCACAGACUGUCGUCAGUCCGGUCUCACUCUCGACUCAACCCCACAUCCACUAUUAGAACUGGAUCUGGGAUCGAUCGAGCCCCGCAGCCAACCCGCUUUUCUGUGGUCAUCCACCUCCACUUCAUCCGCCGAGCCACAUGACUUUUAUCACCCGUAUUAUCAUUCCUCGCGUCUCGCGGCGGAUCAGGAUGCCUGGAGCCCGUUGCAGGUCACCGGCGUUCUGCAAAACCUAUCGCCCAUGUCUCAUAUGAACAUGGCGAUCGGGGAUCGUGAGGGCGGGUACUUGAAACAGCAUUACCGUACACCCUCGGAGAGCGGGAGUCAAUAUAUGGGCAGCUUGUACUCGGGGGACUCGGGGUAUGGUGGGAGUAAUAGCUGUGUGACGCACUCGGCCGUCACUUCGUCCUACGGGCUGGAAUCGAUGUCGAGUCCGCAGAUCGGACCGAAGGAGCAGGGCUUUGAAGAGUCGCUUGCGAUGUUCAAUCAAGCCUUUGUUGGUCCUCCGAUAUUCACGGCGGGUCUGGUCGGGUCCCCGGAUGAUUCGGUCAAAUGUGAUCAUCCUGCUUGCACCUGGGUGGGCAAGUGCCCUUCUGAUAAGAGGAAACACGAGGCACGACACCGAAAGCUGUUCAAGUGUGAUGAGCCUAAUUGUCCCCGCAAGGAAGGCUUCGGUACGAUCAACGAUUUGGCCCGCCAUAAGAAAUGCGUUCACAAUAAAGAGCCCGAGCGCGGGCCGAAGAUGAUGUAUCUCUGCUUUGGGAAGAAUUGUCCCCGGCCAAACAAGAAGUGGCCUCGACUGGAUAAUUUCAAGCAGCAUCUUGGUCGGAUGCAUCAUGGGGAAGAUGCGGAUGCCCUUCUCAAGAAGUCUAUGGACUGGUACGAGAGCCUCACUGGGCAACCUGCUCAAAUCCCCGAGGACACUGCCUCGCAAGACGAUCCCCUGGAUGAGACACAGCAGGACCUGGUCUCCAACCACGAGAUGGAUCUAGACUCUGUAGCCUCCGGUGACUAUCCCGAGGAGAAUAUGGAUCUUUCACCGUCCGGCGCAGCAACACCCAAGCCACUCCAAUAUCACAAUUCACAACCCGAGAUCCCCACACUGGGUACUCUCACAUCACUUACAAGUGAUCCCCGCGAUUCAACGACAGAGCCCAACAGCAUCAAAUCAGAAACAUUCGUCACGGACGCAGCAGAUAACCUCCUCAACGCCAUGACCAAAAUGAUGAACAACCGCGGCCGAAGAUCCAGCCAACACAGCGACGAAGGAAUCGAGAUUGAAUCCGAUCCCACCACCCUCUCCCAGCCACAACGCCAAAUGCUACAAAAAGUUCUCUCCGCGGCCCUGGAGCGCCUCUCAGACGAUGCCUCCUCGAUAGCCCCAGAACCCAACGACGAGAAACAGGACUGGUUCCAAUGCGACGUUUGCUCAAAACGUACCCGGCUACGUUGCGAAAUGAAAAAACACCAGAAACGCCACGAACGCCCGUACGGCUGUACUUUCCCCCACUGCGCCAAAUCCUUCGGCAGCAAAGCAGACUGGAAGCGCCACGAAACCUCCCAACACCUCCACCUCCCCAGCUGGCUCUGCACGUCCCACGACCCUGCCAAAAACGGCUCCUGCGAACGUAUCUUUUACCGCGAGGAAACCUACACCCAGCAUCUGAACACGUACCACCGCGUCCCGAAGACGAAAGUAAAGAGCGUCGUGCAGGGGAGUCGCCUUGACCUCGCAGACCAGUCGCAUUUCUGGUGUGGACUUUGCGGGCGGGAUGUGGAGUUGCGGAAUUCCGGGGGUGCGGCGUUGGACGAGAGGUUCAAUCAUAUUGACGUGGAGCAUUUCAAGAAGGGGGAGCGGGGGAGGGAUUGGUGUUUUUCGAAUGUGGACGGUGCUGGUGGGAAGGUAGUUGCCGCUGCUGCUGCCCAGGUGGAGGCCAAGCGUGAGACGGUACAGGCUGGUUCUGAGAGGAGUCAUCGGAAACGCAAGUUCUCGGGCGAGGCAUAACACUAGAGGUGGAUGGGCUUUCUCGUUGGUCCGGUAUAAUGCUUGGUUCUGCAUGCAUCAUGAAUAUUCUGUAUAAUGAUAGAUUAUAGCUGGGCUUUUGUCCACGAAUGAAGACUUGAAAUAUAUUUGGAU